This is a messenger RNA of Humulus lupulus (European hop), 770 nucleotides long. RefSeq names its product LOB domain-containing protein 12-like. The transcript has 2 exons. The record is from RefSeq and is a predicted model, not a curated record. NCBI's taxonomy places the organism in Eukaryota, Viridiplantae, Streptophyta, Magnoliopsida, Rosales, Cannabaceae. Bases 132 to 728 code for a protein of 198 amino acids.
UAUAUAUAUAAAUAGAUAGACAUAUUCAGCUAGCAUAGCAUAUAGUCAUCUUCAUAUCAUUCCCUUUACAAACUCAUCAACUCUCUCAUAUUUUUCCCUUUUAGAACUUUCAAAACAAAAGAGCAAUAAUAAUGGUUGGAAACUCGCCCUGCGCUUCGUGCAAGUUGCUGAGACGUCGUUGCGCCAAAGACUGUGUCUUCGCCCCAUACUUUGCCUCCGACGAUCCCCACAAGUUCGCCAUUGUUCACAAGGUCUUUGGUGCCAGCAAUGUCAGCAAAAUGUUACAGGAGCUUCCUAUUGAGCAAAGAGCGGAUGCAGUGAGCAGUUUAGUGUACGAAGCCAAUGCGAGAAUGAGAGACCCUGUUUAUGGGUGUGUGGGGGCCAUUUCUUACCUACAAAACCAAGUUUCGGAGCUGCAAAUGCAACUGGCCGUGGCUCAGGCGGAGAUUCUGUGCAUCCAGAUGCAGCAAGAUCCAGCAACCAUGGUGGGUGGUGGUGUUAGUGGUGGAGGCUCGACCCCACCAGUAGAGAUGGACCCAGUUGAUCAAAUUAAUUACUUUGGCCACUACGAUAAAUCCUGUUUUUUGGGUCAAAAUAACAACGGUCUCAUGACGAUGAGCCCACCACAUCAUCAUCAAUAUCACAAUUUCUCCUCUUCCACCACUAGUAUUGUAAUUCAUGACUCUCUUAAGAGAGAGACUCUUUUUGGAAAUGACAUGGUUUCUUAGAACAAAUAAUUAUUAUUAAUAAAAAGAAACAUAUUCUCUUCU